UCUAAUAAGUUGAAUCCUUAACUUAUUAUUAUUCCUCAACUUUUUAAAGGAAGAGAAGCACAAUUUUCAUUGGCCUUCCUUCUUUCCUGGUCAAAAAGAGCCUCAAUAUUUUCCCUUUUUUAGUAUUGAAAAUGUGUGAUUGUUUCUUCUUCUAUUAAUUUCCGGAAGAAAACACCAAUCUGUUGUUGCGUGCCCCUAAAUCUUUCUUCUUCUAUUGGAAAAAAAGUUGAUUCUUUAUCCCAAAGUUAAGGUAAUUAACUGUUAGAUACUAUAUAGUCUGGCAACUAUUUUUUUUAGUGUCAAUGGCAAGUUCUUUGAGUACUGGUUUCUCUGUUUCUGUCCCCUGUUUCAAUUCCAGAGCCAAAGGGUCUGCUCAUCAUUGUUAUUCAAAUGGAAAUUUGCAACUUAAAGAUUUAACAUCUAGAGAAUUUCUAGGCAAAUCUUUGGAUGUAUCAGACCAUAGACAGGCACAAGUAGAAAUUUGUGUUGGCAGUGGUCAGGGAUGGUGGGAGAAGACACUUAAACCCAACAUGGUAGAGAUCAAUUCAGCACAACAACUUGUUGAUUCAUUGUUAAAGGCUGGUGAUAGAUUAGUCAUAAUUGACUUCUACUCUCCUGGCUGUGGAGGUUGCAAGACUUUACAUCCUAAGAUGUGUGAGCUAGCUGAAUCAAAUCCCAAUGCCAUAUUCCUAAAAGUAAACUAUGAAGAACUGAAAAGCAUGUGUAAUGUUCUUCAUAUACCUGUCUUGCCCUUCUUCAGAUUCUACAAGGGUGCACAAGGCAAAGUUUGUAGCUUCAGCUGUACUAAUGCAACAAUAAAGAAAUUUAAAGAUGCAGUAGCAAGGUAUGGGGAUGAAGGGUGUAGCUUCAGUCCAGCAAAAGGUCUUGAGGAAUCUGAGCUUUUAACUUUAGCCUCAAUUGGACAAAUAUCAAAAAAAUCAUCAUUUGAUUCCUCCAGUAUUCAGGAGUAGAUUCUUUAACCACUUUUAGCAAGUGAAAUCAGGAAAAAUGGUGGGACUAAUUUGUACAUUGUUAUAAAUUACAAGGCCGAGAAUCUAUCAAACCACUUCUCCACACUACAACGGCAAAGAUAAGAUCUGCAUACAUCUUACAGUUUCCUAACCUCACUUGUUAAGAUUAGUCUGAGUAUAUUGUUGUAGAUAAUAAUGUACAAUAGCAUUACUACAAGAUGUGAAGCUUUUUGAUAAAUAAUUAAACAAUCCAUCCAUUACAACUCAGUCUCAAACUAAUUGAAAAAAUAUAUUUACAUUAUCACUUAUUCAAAAUUUUGGACAACAUGUAUAAUCAAAAUGAUGAAAAUCCCCCGGCAUUGCAGAAACUGUGGAAAACACGUCUUUGAGAGUAACUAGAGGACCAUGAAUAGUCACCCAAUUUUUAGAGUGAUACAUCACUAAUCCUAAUAAAUUUGCUGCAACUUACUAAAAGAAUGCAUCAAGACUAACGAUGACUAGAUGAUUUAUCAUGGUAGUUUAACAGUUCAUCAAUUAUGAUCCAGCAGUCCAUCUGCAAGAAGAAAAUCCACCAAGAUAAAACCAAUGUAUCUGAUUAUUUUUGGUUAAAAAAAAGCCUUCAUCAUAUGUAAGAAAGUUUAUCACAUGUGACGCCACUGGAGCCCUACUUAUAAGAAGGCUUCAACAGAUAGCAACAUUCGAAUCUCCGUUCUUAAUUGACAAUCAUCAGGCUUAUACCAAAAAAAGGUACAAAUAGCUGCAAAAAGAUGAUAAUGGAGGAGGUAAAACAAUCCCACACAAGAGAGUAACAGAUCAAACUGAAA
Molecule: messenger RNA, 1795 nt
Organism: Solanum tuberosum (potato)
Lineage: Eukaryota; Viridiplantae; Streptophyta; Magnoliopsida; Solanales; Solanaceae
Product: thioredoxin-like 1-1, chloroplastic
Exons: 4
Coding region: 303-971 (222 amino acids)
Biological process (GO): cell redox homeostasis
Cellular component (GO): chloroplast
Source: RefSeq, a predicted model, not a curated record